AUGACCAAGACAGUUACUGAAGCAAAGAUUUUGAUUGAAAAUCUAGCCUCAAGCGACAGUGACAACUUCAUUGGGCAUGAGAGAGCAGUGAAGGCCAUAAAUUCUGAUCCAUACAGAGAUGGAUACAGCGAAAUCAAAGCCAUGAUGGCUGAGAUACUGAGAAACCAAGGAAGAGAAGUGGAGAGACAAAGAGAAGCUUAUAGAGUUGAGUCCACAAUAAUUCAAGAUUACUUUGGAGAUUUGAUUCCAAGUUUCCAAGAAGAAGUAAACUUUGUUGGAAUAGAUGGAUCAGCACAUAGAGAAGAAGCUUGGAAAGGGAGAGCAUGA
Messenger RNA from Microthlaspi erraticum, 327 nucleotides. The record is from the annotation of a GenBank genome assembly. Lineage: Eukaryota; Viridiplantae; Streptophyta; Magnoliopsida; Brassicales; Brassicaceae.